Messenger RNA from Etheostoma cragini (Arkansas darter), 1918 nucleotides. Its product is annotated as ribonuclease inhibitor-like. The record is from RefSeq and is a predicted model, not a curated record. Gene Ontology annotation, molecular function: protein binding. Lineage: Eukaryota; Metazoa; Chordata; Actinopteri; Perciformes; Percidae. The annotation marks the transcript as partial. The transcript is spliced from 8 exons.
GUCACAGAGGCCUCGCUGUACUCAGGAGUCUGUUCACAGAUCUUCAAAAGAGAGAGUGUGGUCCUCCAGAAAACCGUCUACUGCUUCGUUCAUCUGAGCGUUCAGGAGUUUCUGGCUGCAGUCUACCUGUUCCACUGUUACACCAACAGGAAAACACAGGUCUUGGAGUACUUCCUGGAAAAUAGAGGUGAUGAUGAUGAUGAGGACGAUGAGGAUUCUGAUGACUACAGUGACAAUGACCAUUACCCAUCUCUAGAUGAUUUCCUGAUGAAGGCCAUGGAGAAAUCCAUUGAGAGUAAAAAUGGCCACCUGGACCUGUUUGUCCGCUUCCUCCAUGGCCUCUCUCUGGAGUCCAACCAGAGACUCUUAGGAGGCCUGCUGGGUCAGACAGACAACAGUCCAGAAAUCAUCCAGAGAGCCAUCAACAACCUGAAGGAGAUGAAUGCUAAAUUGAUCUCUCCAGAAAGAAGCAUCAACAUCUUCCACUGUCUGACAGAGAUGAAGGACCACUCAGUCCAUCAGGAGAUCCAAGAGUUCCUGGAGUCUGAGAACAGAUCAGAGAAGGAACUCUCUGAGAUCCAGUGCUCAGCUCUGGCCUACAUGCUGCAGAUGUCAGACCAGGUUCUGGAUGAGUUGGACCUAGAAAAGUACAACACAUCAUGGGAGGGUCGACUCAGACUGAUCCCAGCUGUGAGGAACUGUACAAAGGCUCGACUUCGAGAAUGUUGGCUGUCAGAGACUCACUACGAUCUUGUGGCUUCAGCUCUGAAUUCCAACCCCUCCCAUCUGAGAGAGCUGGACCUGAGAGGAAACAAGCUGCAGGACUCGGAAGUGAAGCUGUUGUCUGAUGGACUUCAGAGUCCACACUGUAGACUGAAGUCACUUUUACUUGCCAAUUCUGGACUGACAGAGAUCAGCUGUGCUUCUCUGGUCUCAGUCCUGAAGUCUAAUUCCUCCCAUCUGAGAGUGCUGGACCUGAGCAGAAACAACCUGCAUGAUUCAGGAGUGGAGUUACUGUCUGCUGGACUGCAGAGUCCACAAUGUACUCUUGAGACUCUCGGAUUGAGUGACUGCAUAUUGUCACAGACCAGCUGUGCUUCUCUGGCCUCAGCUCUGAAUUCCAACCCCUCCCAUCUGAGAGACCUGGACCUGAGUCACAACUCCGAGCUUCAGGAUUCAGGAGUGACGCAUCUCUGUGAACUUCUGGAGAGUCCACACUGCAGACUGAAAACUUUGAAACUGAAUCACUGUGAACUACCAGGGAGCUGCUGUGCUUCUCUGGCCUCAGCUCUGAAAUCCAUCCCCUCCCCUCUGAGAGAGCUGGACCUGAGCUACAACACACUGCAGGAUUCAGGAGUGGAGUUACUGUCUGCUGGACUGCAGAGUAGACACUGCAGACUGGAGACUCUGAGGUUGAUCUGCUGUCUUCUUACGGAAGGAAGUUGUCUUUCUCUGGCCUCAGCUCUGAAGUCCAACCCUUCCCAUCUGAGAGAGCUGGAGCUGAGCUUUAACAAAGUGAAGGAUUCAGGAGUGGAGCGGCUGUGUGCUGUUGUGAAGAGUCCUCAUUUCAGACUGGAGACUCUGAGGUUGAAGGACUGUAAGAUCACAGAUGACGGCUGUGCUGCUCUGGCCACAGCACUGAAGUCCAACCCCUCCCAUCUGAGAGAGCUGGACCUGAGCCACAACUACAGGCUGCUGGGUCCAGGAGUUAAGCUGCUGUGGGACCUUAUGGAGAGUCCAAACUGUGGACUGGAGAUUCUGAAUGUUAAAGGGUCAGCUGCCACGUUGGCUGGAGCCCAGAAGAAGAGUGAUCUGGAGGACCACGACAGACCAGGUUCUCCAGGACCCAACUGUCUGUGAAGGUCUAAAGAUCCUCCAAGCUUCAGUAAUGACCCCCCAGACCCAAAGUAAGAUUGUG